AUGUCUAUCUGGUUGGAAUACCUCAACGCCUUGUCUUUGCAUUUGUCUGAUUCAUUCCUCAACGUAAGUAAAUCACCCGCAGACGUCCAGACAUCCGAAGAAAUUCCUCAAAUUAAAAAUCUCAGUGUGACAAAAAAACUGAAAUACGUAGCGCUGACGUUGGACACUACGCUUAUGAUAAAAAAGAGACAAGAAGAGGAUACUAGUAGCACUAGUGGGAGUACUAGUGGGAGUACUAGUGGGAGCAGCAGCAGCACUAGCAGUAGCAGCAGUUCAACCACAUCAUCAUCGUCUUCGUCGAGCAGCUCUUCGAGUGCUUCGCCAACAAGCAACACUCCUAGCAGCUCUAGCAGUGAUUCCAAUAGCCCAACCCGCACAUCCAAUGAUAGCAGCAGCAGCAGCAGCAGUAUUGAUAGUAGUAGCAGCCAGAGCAACACCACCACCAAUUCAGAUAGUACUGCAUCAUCCACUCCAAAUCCCACCACCUCAAUUGUUACAGUAACGCUCUCAAACGGUUCAUCAACAACAUCCGCAACCACCAUCGGUGGUACCACUGGCUCUGCUUCCGACAGCGGCCAGGAUAUUGGUGCGAUUGUUGGCGGUAGCGUCGGUGGUGGUAUAGGUGCCAUCCUUAUCCUCGUAGCUGCCAUCUUCUUCUUUCGUCGCCGUGUCGCCAAGAAGAAGCACGACGAGUAUGACGGUGAUAUCUUUGAUCCUCAGCGCUUCAGGCCGGAUAAUGAGGACGAAUUUGGUAUUGAUGGUGCUCCAACGCCCUACACGCAGCAGCCAGCGAGUGUGACUGCGGGGAGUGGUAGUGGGAGUGGGAAUGUACCGGGGAAUGUACCGGGAAUGACAGGCAUUGGUGCAGCCGCGGGAGGUGCGGCAUCGAUACCAAACUCAUCAACCCAUCAACCCUCCAACCCCUCCUCAAAUGCUGCUGCUGCUGCUGGUAUCAAAACUCGCCCACUUCCCACCUCUAAACCAAGCCAGGUCAACGUACACACAGACGCUGGUCGAUACAACGUCAACAACGGCGAUGACAAUCCAGCUAAUCUCCACUCAGAUAUACCCCCGACUUACGACUCUAUUCACGUAUAUCCAGAUAACGCUUGA
Wallemia ichthyophaga EXF-994 is the source of this 1113-nucleotide messenger RNA. RefSeq lists its product as uncharacterized. Lineage: Eukaryota; Fungi; Basidiomycota; Wallemiomycetes; Wallemiales; Wallemiaceae. The transcript has 4 exons. The record is from RefSeq and is a predicted model, not a curated record. The coding region runs from base 1 to 1113 and encodes 370 amino acids.